This is a messenger RNA of Entamoeba invadens IP1, 1944 nucleotides long. RefSeq lists its product as hypothetical. The record is from RefSeq and is a predicted model, not a curated record. Bases 1 to 1944 code for a protein of 647 amino acids. The transcript has a single exon. Lineage: Eukaryota; Evosea; Mastigamoebida; Endamoebidae.
AUGACCAAGGAAAAUGCACGGGGUGUUAGUAUAGAGCCAACACAAAUACAUGUUGAGAAGGCACUGAAUUCAUUUGCAUUUAAGAAUCUGAAAAAACUCGAAAUAUACUCCAUUAAUACUCAAAUGACUCUACAGACUGGACCAACAACACUCACAAUAUCACUCUCACCAGAACCACACCUUUACUUUUAUGUACAACACUGUCUCAAAGCAUUCAUAUCUUCAAUGUAUCCACCAGUCACUGUUUCUGGCGAUUACAUGCACUUCGAGUUAAGGAUAUUCCCGCCGUAUCCGUGCUCGAAAAUAAUAUUAGAAAACCGCCUUUCCGAAGUCGACUAUGUAUUUGUCAAGGUCGACGACACGUUGUACCCACACCUCUUACGUUUUGGCCAGGGUCUAUUGGCUCGCAAUGGGAUAUUAGGCUGCUUAUAUCUUCAGAAUUUUGGCAACAAGUUAGUUCUUGUUGCGAAUAAAAAUCAGAUCCACACCGCGCGCCGUGUUAUUGAAGAGACAAAAUACGCGACUCUCAUUCUCCGCCAACCAACCUUAAAUAACAACAUGACGUGUAAACAACUUUCCAAGCACAAGUGGGUUGCCACUUUCAUUCUCAAAGAGGCUAACAUCGAUAAUCGAUUCAUUAAAAAGAAAGUAACUCCCGCUGUUCUCUCCGUCCCAGUCAUGAACGUCGUCACCAAAACCCUCGCCGCUACGACUCCUAAGCAACCCACGAAAACAAAGAAACCCAAACCCGACACAACAAGUGAAGACAUGUCGGAUAUCGACUUCAUUAAGCCAAAAACCGUGUCGAUCACUCAAAGCAAAAAGGUCACUCGCGAGUACUUCCCAAAGUUUUCUCGCAAUUUCACAAAAGAAGAGAACGAGGUGAAAACGCCUCAGGACGAGCUUGCGGAUGGGUACAAGAAAAUUCAGCAGAUGUACGCAGUCGAGGAGAAGGUCGCUCGAGAGCUGGACGUCGACCUCUCGGACAACGCGUUCAGAUACUUUGGGUACGCCGACGAAAGAAAUUUGGUGCGCGACGAUCAACUGACAUCAGAGUAUUACAGCGAUCUUCUCCUCUCGCAAGCCCAUGAGAAGAGUCUCAAAGACGAAACUGAAAAAGCCCGACAGCAGCGUCUUGAUCGAGAAAAGGCCGAAGAAGACGCCCGUCUUGCCAAUCUCAAAAAAGAGGAAGAACGUCGGUUGUUGGAAGAGAAAGCGCGGGACGAGGAAGAAGCGCGUCGACUGCAAGAAGAGGAAGAGUUUGGGAAGAUGGAAAAUGUGAUUCUUCUUACGAACAAAGGGGAGGACUACACGGUAGAAAAAGGCCUCACUGUAGAGCUUCGCCACGUCUUGAAAUGGCACGAAAGUGAUGUGAUGAGUAUGAUGAAUCAAUGUGAAGUCGACUAUGAAAUGUUCUCUGAGAGUAUUUCUGUGAAGGGGAAUGGUGCGGAUGGGUUCUGUGUUGGUCUAGAGAAUUUUGCAUCGGAAGUGAUGAAAGAAGAGGUUGUAGUAAGUGUUGAUUGUUGUGUCGCUGCUGCGGUAACGUUAAUAUUCAAUAAAGAAGGCAUUGAAGCGUCAGCGUGGUACUUUGGGCCUGUUAUUUUGGCUUUAAAAGACCCAGAUUUCUGCGUCAAUUAUUGUGAGAGGGAGAUUGAAAAUCUCCUUGACGAUGACGAAGAAAAUCAAGAAUGCGUCAUCGUGACGGCAACAAAUGACAAAAACGUGAAAUACGCGGAACAAAGAAUUCAAUCAUUGUGCAAAUCUGCAUAUAAACGAAUGUUGAGUGAAAAAGAGAAAAAUGAAGUAUUCAAUGUCAUUAAUACUGACAGCGAAGCUUUCAUUAACAGUCAAGUCCUCGAACAAUACGAGGAAAAGUGGUUUUUAAUCUCAUUCAAUGAGAAUGUAAAAGUUUCGCUACAAAAGAGAAUAUCUUUUAAAUUAUAG